AUGAGCCCCUUCUGGGGCCUGGCACUGGUCUUGGCAAUGGAGGUAGACAAGGAUCUUGCUGGGCCGAAUGAGAAGAUAAAUAAGUCAAUGGCAGGUAUUGAUAAGGGCAAUGACAAGGAUAAGAUAAGGUGCUGCAGCUGGCGGCCCGCACUUGCCAGCUUGGGCCUGAACUUCAAUAAAAUUGUCCGUUCGUCCAUGACCGGGGCCAUCGACACCACUGCUGUCGUCAGCGAACACCUGCCAGGCGUCUCCAAGGUCAGCGCAGACCUGCGGAGGGAAGGCGCCCCCAUCGAGCCCGACCCACCCGUGUCCCACUGGAAGCCCGAGGCUGUGCGGUAUUACGAAGCCGGGGCCCGGAUCGAGGCCGCCUUCCGGAACCACACCCACCGGGCAGACGCCAAGCAGCAGGAGGACAGUUACGUGAUCUGCAGCUGCCAUGCCAACGUCAUCCGCUACCUGGUGUGCCGGGCGCUGCCGUUCCCCCCGGAAGUCUGGCUCCACCUCUCUCUCAAGGACAGUAGCAUCAGCCACCUGGUUGUUCGGCCUGGUGGCCGAGGGGCGCUCAGGGCCCUCGGGGACACGGGGUUCAUGCCUCGGCCGGACAAGAUCUCCCGCUCCUGA
Molecule: messenger RNA, 621 nt
Organism: Lynx canadensis (Canada lynx)
Lineage: Eukaryota; Metazoa; Chordata; Mammalia; Carnivora; Felidae
Product: serine/threonine-protein phosphatase PGAM5, mitochondrial-like
Biological process (GO): positive regulation of mitochondrial fission
Cellular component (GO): mitochondrion
Source: RefSeq, a predicted model, not a curated record